AUGAAAACCAUCGAUAGUAUCGAAUUGAGUAGUACCACAGAUGUCUAUGCACAGCUUUUCGCAUGGUACUUCGAAGAUCAGUGCCCUAACCAAGAUUGUUCUUCAGUUUACGAUCGUGCAAACAAGGGAUGCAAGGAACGUUUAUAUGACCAACAAGAGUGUGCGAAUGGAUUGAAGCAAUCUAUCGACAUUUAUUGUACAAUAGGCAACAGUAAGGACCCAGGGACCCAGGGACCCAGGGACCCAGGGACCCAGGGACCCAGGGACCCAGGGACCCAGGGACCCAGGGACCCAGGGACCCAGGGACCCGAAGUUCAAAAUUCCUGA
Caenorhabditis briggsae is the source of this 327-nucleotide messenger RNA. The record is from RefSeq and is a predicted model, not a curated record. NCBI's taxonomy places the organism in Eukaryota, Metazoa, Nematoda, Chromadorea, Rhabditida, Rhabditidae. The coding region runs from base 1 to 327 and encodes 108 amino acids. The transcript is spliced from 3 exons.